GAACUCACUCGAUAGCGCAUCAACAAAACUAAAAUCCAAAGUAUCUGCUUUGCAACUUUUUCAAACGCAAACCCCCCCUUGGGCGACGACCAAGUCAAGGUUGAAUCCUUCUUAACAAUCCAACAAACAAAUAGGCAGCCAACAUUCAGCAAAUCCCCAACACCAAUAAAAGUUCACUCACAUUAUGUCAACCAGAAAUCAGCCCCAUCCUCAAAUGGCACCACCACCACCCCCCAAGCCAUUGAAAUCACAAACAUAUGCAAAUGGCAACGGCAACGGCAAUCUAAACGCCAAUGGCAAUUUGGUGAAUGGUAGUGCCAUCAGUAAUGGCAAUAAUCCUACAUUCGGUUUGUCAGCCCAUGAUACGAAUGCGAGCAUUCAGAAGUUAAACGGACGCAGUCCUUGUCACACGCCACCGCGCACCGAUCGAGAGCAGGUCGUUAUGACGCCCAAAGGUAAAACGGCCAAUAGUACGGUCAUUCUCAUCGAACGUAAAUUGGUGGAUGAGGUUAGUGAACGCACUCAUGUGGCUGGUGGCGAUCACACAGGUAUCAUUAUCAACAAGGAUACGGUGGCGGGACAAAAAUCACAGACCACACCGGCCCAAUUAUCGCUAGAGUUUCGUGUGUUCUUGGUCAGUGCCAAUUCGGGAAAACAUUCACAGGAAUCUAGAACACUGAGAUUUUGGUUUCGCGAUUGGUUGAAGAAUGAAGAGAAUCAAGCACACAUUGCCCAGGACUUUUUCAAGGAAUUGGUUAGUCCCAAGGAUUUCCCCAGAGACUAUGUGGGUUUUAUCAAGAAGAUCAUGAAGCUCAUGCAGAAGGGUUACGAUGAAAUUCAAUCGCUGGAAAUAGAAUUACGCAUACUCGAAGAAACCGCAGAGCCACCAUCCAGGCCACCUCGUGAUGGUUACAUUAUUUAUUGUUAUGGUGAUUGCAAUCGCAAAUUCGAGGAGGCCCUCUUGGCCCAACAGCAAACAGUGUCCAUGGAUGAAAGCCAAUUUGAAUCUCCACCCUUGACACAGGAAAAAGUACUCGAACUCAUUGAGCAAGCCUAUCCCAAUCCCAUUACACCCGAAGAUUUGGCAAAAGACUAUGGCUGGGAGGAACAAGAUGUUAUUAUGGUCUUUAUGUCAUUGAAGGAAAGGGGUCUGAUUAAAUCUAUGGAAUAUAAUUCAUACACCAGAAUUCAUCAUGAGGAUAAAGAGAUUAAGGUUGUCAAACAGAUGCCCACCAUUGCCUCUAAUAAACAGCCCACCAUAGCUAUCAUCACAGCCCAGUAUUGUGAGAAAUUGGCCAUCGAUGCCAUGUUGGAGAAUAAGGAAACUUUUGUACGCUACACCACAGUAGACACUCUUAAAAAAGAUUCCAAUCUAACGAAUUCUCUGAAAAAGAAAAGACGUGUUGGUGAAUCGAAUGUCUAUACUUUGGGCAAUAUUGGAGCUCAUCGCAUUGUCAGCACAAAAUUGCCUUCGGUGGGCAGUACGCGUGAGGCUAUGACUGCCACUGGCAAUACCACGACACGCCUUUUGGGCACCUUCCAGAAUGUGGACUAUGUGUUUGUGGUGGGCGUGGCUGGUGGUGUGCCCCAUUAUACCGAUUACAAGAAACAUGUGCGUUUAGGCGAUGUGGUCAUCUCAUACGUGGACAAGCAGAGGGCCCUAACCAAUGGCUCUGAAAAGCCCUAUGUCUAUGUCUACAAAAGUGGUGACGAUGUCAAAACCUAUUUCCCCAUAAAUGAUUCUCUACAACAGAUAGCCGAAAGCUUGCAAGCCAAUAUGGAGAUUAAACGUCCCUGGGAAACCUAUCUGCAGGAGGGUUUGCAUUUGCUACAACAAAAAACCGAAAGUGAUUUCAAUCGUCCCGCUGCUAAUUCCGAUAAACUGUUCAUGAGCAUUGGCAACAAUGAGGUCAUUGAGGUGUCCCAUCCCAUAGGGGCGGAUAGUGUGGAUGGCAUACCCAAGUCCCGCUUGCAUUUGGGCCCCAUAGGUUCGGGCCGCGACUUGGUGCGUAACGAUGAUCUGCGUAUACAGUUUGCCAAGAAGUAUGGUCUCUUGGCCACCGAUUUGGAAAUGAGUUCGGUGUUGGACAGUAUUAUCGGCAAUUGUCGGGAAAGUUUUAUUUUAGUGAAAGGCAUUUCGGAUUACAAAGAUGGCACCACAACCCGCAAAUGGCAAAAUUACGCCUCUCUGGCUGCUGCCUCGGUGGUUAAGUCAAUUAUUUGUGGCAUGGAUGCACCCACAAAUGUUUAAGCUGCAUUGUUUAUUGUUGUAAUUUAGUAUAGUUUAUCAAAAAAAAAAUCAAACAAACAAAAAUAGAAUACAUGAUAAACAGUUUUUUAUUCUCUAUAAAAAAUAAAAACUAAAAUAAAUUUUUUUACCAUCACAUUAUUCAUAUACGC
Messenger RNA from Stomoxys calcitrans (stable fly), 2400 nucleotides. RefSeq lists its product as uncharacterized. The transcript has 10 exons. Lineage: Eukaryota; Metazoa; Arthropoda; Insecta; Diptera; Muscidae. The record is from RefSeq and is a predicted model, not a curated record. Gene Ontology annotation, molecular function: protein binding; catalytic activity. Bases 185 to 2251 code for a protein of 688 amino acids. Gene Ontology annotation, biological process: regulation of apoptotic process; nucleoside metabolic process.